CUAAUCCCCACUCCCCCCCACCCACCGCGCGCCGGAGCGCACCGCUGCCCCUCGCACUGCUGCCGUUCCUGUUUCUGUGGAUGGAGACUGCAGAUGUGAUGGAGAUGAUCGGGAGCGUCUGAUCGAAGGCUCGAGGCCAGGCGGGCAUUUGCGGGGCCGCAGAGACAAAAAAAAACCCCUCUGUCCGUCCACUGCCCCGCGACUGUUGAUGGGCUGCGCUCUCUCCGCGAUUUCCUACUGUCGUUCUGAGUCAUUUGCGUUCGAAGAUGGCGGACAGGGCUGAGAUGUUUUCCCUAUCCACUUUCCAUUCCCUCUCUCCUCCCGGAUGCAGGCCUGCCCAUGACAUCAGCCUGGAGGAGUUUGAUGAUGAAGAUCUCUCAGAAAUCACAGAUGAUUGUGGGAUUGGACUCAACUAUGAUUCUGAUCCAUAUGAGAAGGAUUCCCUUAUUCUGGAGAAGAAUGACCUGCACCACCCAGUCUGCUCCUUCCAGGAUGACUUCCAAGAGUUUGAGAUGAUUGAUGACGAGGACGAGGAUGAUGAGGAAGAAGAAGACGAAGAGGAAGAUGUUGACCCUGAUGCGCCCCCAUCUCCCUCUGCUUCCCUCCCUUCCUCUCCUACUCUUGGCACUCUGAAGAGCAGACCCACCACACUGAACCUCACCACAGCUGUUUCUCAGGACUCGCUGAACAACAACAGCAGUUUAUCCCCAAAGAAAGGAAGUUGGCAGGACUCUUUACGAAACCCAGCCUCCCAAGGCCGUCUGUCUCCAACCCACACUUGUCUGGAGGAUGGUAGUCAUGUGACAGGCCAGUGCCCAGUAUCUCCAGUUUCCCAGGCCCCAGGGUCUCAGAGCAAAGGUACUCUACCAAAACAAGCAGGGGAGGGCGGGAACCCCCAGUCUCCUCAUAGGCCCCUCCUCUGUGACAUGGAGGGCAACAGGCGGGAGAGGCCCGAAUACGGCUCAUUUGGUCAGCAUAAGUCCCACCCACACUCCGCUGAUAUCACUGAGUCAAAGACAGAAAAAAUCCAGACAGCCAGAGUACCCUCCAUAGAUGAGCACUCCCAGUGUUCGGACACAGAAGUGGACCAUGACCUCAACAGUGACCACAACCGCAAACAUUCAAACCGUCGUGCUACAGACACAUACACAAUCACCAGUGAGUCAGGGAUGGAGCAGGAAAAUGACCUGGACCUGGACGGAACCAGUCACUGCUUUUCUUCCACUGCCCCAAUGGGAGCUAAUGAUGAAGCAGACACACCCUUGUCUGAAGAAGAGCUGGAGAAGGAUUUUGAAGUGGAGUUUAUGUGCAAAGAGACCUAUGAUAUGGUCUGUAAGGAGAAUCAGUCCUCAUAUGUGGAAUUCCCCCCCAUUGAACCCUCUGAGCCUCGAUUGUUCUCCAGCUACAAGUCAAACCACUCAGAAGUUUUUGAUGAGUCCAACAGUGCUGAUGCUCCAGCAGCCGUCAUGGAGGCAGCAGCUAAUGAUUCCACCUCUCCAUCCUCAGACCCAGGGAUAGCAGAUAUGAAUCAACAGGGUUACAUGACUUCAGACCAAGACAAGGACCUCAGCUCUCCAGGCUCUGAUUCUGACAUUGAAGGGGAGCUGGAGGCAGCGUUUGCUUGUGGAGGACCUGUCGUCUCCAACAUGAUCUCCUCUAUCUCAGAGACAGAGUUGGACUUGACAAGCGACGACAGCAGUAGCGGACGCUCGUCUCACCUCACCAACUCUAUUGAGGAGGCCAGCUCACCGACAUCAGACCAGGAACUGGACCCAGAUACAGAGUUAGAGCAGGAUAGUGGAAUCGUUGGACUGAAAGCAUCGCUGCUGCUGGGUCAGCCGGACCCAAUCAAAGAAGGCUCUAUGCUCCCCUCUCCUUCCCCUCUUCCCUCUCCCACUAUUGCCACACCCUCCCCAGUUGACUCACCUAUAUUACCACCUGAGUCCUAUGAUGAUGGACAAGCUCUGAUGCACCUGCAGAGUGUGGAUGAUGAGCUUUCCUGUGAGCAUGAGGCGGACCCGGAUGAGACUCUGCCUCCAGCCCAAUGCUGUGAGGAUAGUCGGUCCAGACCAAUGGUGCUCCAGAUAGAACCAGACCACAGCCUCGAGAGCUUCAAGCGCUCUUUCUACCUGCCAGUUGGGCCGAGGCUAAUGCCAAGUGCAGAUGAAUAUGAUGGAACAAGUGAGGGAGACUCUGAAUCAGAAAGUGAAGAUGACCUAAGCGAGAACUCAGAUUCUCCUUGGCUUCUUAGCAAUUUAGUCAACAGGAUGAUAUCCGAGGGCUCAUACCCAAUCAGCUGCCCGGAGGAUUGUUUCAAGAGAAAGGUGUCUGUUUCUGAUACCAUCUCACCAUCUUCAGACAUUGGAGAAGGAGACAGUCUCAACGAUGAGGACCAGUACAAAGAAAACGACAUGGGUAGAACACAGGAAGGAGAUAUGCAAGGGGGAAAUUGCCGAAUAGACAGAGUGGAGCCAAGAACAACAGGUAGGGAUGUUGAGUCUCUGAAAGGAGUAUUACUAGAUUCCCAUCUCUAUAUGAGCAACCCCACUGGAGAUACCAUAACCCCACUGAUUUUAGAUCACUGUCCUGAUAGGGGAGCCACAAAUUUCAGCUCCUCAUAUACCAAAGACUGUGACAAAAACUCCACAGAAAAAACAUCUAAAAAUACUGGGAGACUAGAGGAAGACGAAGAGCCCAACAAUGACUUGACGAUGCUGCAGGGAAGAAGAGAUCUGGAGUCUCCCAGUCUUAGUGAGAGCGUGGUCAGCGAUAAGGAUGAAGGACGCGAAACUGAGCCCAGGCCAACAAGUCGCUCCUCAGCAUCUCUUGAACGCAUUACGGAGGUCAAACACAGUCUGACGCUUGACAUACCCACUGCUCAGACCAACCGCUGUUUUAGCUUCACCUACUCCACAGAUAAUGAGGAGGAAGAGGACGAUGGUGACUCUUACCCCUUCCUGGGUGGCUUAAGAAAACAGUCCUAUAGUGGUAGUGAUUUGGAGCUUGACAGCUCUCCACCCAUUGAUUCCAGUGUGCAACAUGGUCCAUUGCCUGAUCAUGACAUCCCGCUGUGUGAUAAACACCUGAUUCUGAGGCAGCCAACGGAGGAUGAUGGACUAGCAUAUGACUCCAUGAAGUACACACUAGUGGUGGAUGAGAAUACCACCCUGGAGCUAGUUAGCCUUAGAAGGUGCACCUCCGUUCUAAGUGACGACAGUGAGCUUUCAACCAUAUGUGAUGAAGAGCCUUUGGGGAACGUCGAGAUGGUGUUUGGCCGUGACGAUGAUGAGGGGAAGCCAGAAAUUCUCAGUUCUUCUGAAGAUUCAUCUCCUGAGGCCGACCUCCCAUUUUCCAAGAAGUUCUUGAACGUGUUCGUUAACAGCACAUCCCGCUCUUCCAGCACAGAAUCCUUUGGACUUUUUUCAUGUACCAUAAAUGGAGAGGAACGGGAUCAGACACACAGGGCAGUGUACAGGUUUAUUCCCAGACAUGCAGAUGAACUGGAAUUGGAUGUGGAUGAUCCUUUAUACGUAGAGGAAGAGGAGGAUGACUACUGGUACAGAGGCUACAACAUGCGAACAGGGGAGAGAGGAAUCUUCCCUGCCUUCUAUGCCCACGAGGUCAUCGGCCAGUCCAAGGAGCUGCUGAGCAUGAAGAGGAAUCCAGCAUGGAUUGAGACUUUCACUGUUCAGUUUCUGGGCUCUGUUGAGGUACCUUAUCACCAAGGCAACGGCAUCCUCUGCGCUGCCAUGCAAAAGAUUGCCAUAUCAAGGAAGCGAACAGUUCAUGUGCGUCCGCCCUCUCUGUGUGAGUUGGAGAUCAGUUUGCAAGGAGUUAAACUAAUCAUGAGCCUGGAGGAUGAAUAUGACUCCCUUGACGAGUACGACAGAUGUAGUCACUUCUUCCAGAUGAAGAACAUUUCGUUCUGCGGAUGCCAUCCACGGAACAACUGCUACUUUGGAUUCAUCACGAAGCAUCCAAUGCUGAACAGAUUUGCUUGCCAUGUGUUUGUAUCCCAGGAGUCCAUGCGCCCUGUAGCUGAGUGUGUUGGACGAGCCUUCCAAGAGUACUACCAGGAACAUAUGGAGUAUGCCUGCCCCACUGAGGACAUAUACCUGGAAUAAGAUGAGUCACAAUGGCAACCCUCUUCCUCUACAGCUCAUGUACAUUCACCAAGUUAGCCACCAGAGGACGCUGUAAGCUUUUUUUCUGCUCCAUUGUAAAUUCCUCUUAUCCUCCUGAAACCGUAAUCCUCAUUUCUACAGUAUGCUUGUCAUUUGACUGAUUUUGAUCAUCCCUCUUGCCUUGUUUAAUUCCAUUUUCUUGAUGGAUUGAUUGCCUGUUUUCUUUUAUCUUUUUCUAUGAUAUAAAAACUAAGAUGCUGAGCACCUGUUUAUUUUAAGGUUCCUCUUUUAAAAAUGAAAAUAAUCUACCUACUACGGCUGUAUCACUUUUCAAUGCAUGGCUAGUAGGAUUUCCGCACACAGACACAACCACAAACACACAUAUCUAAGUGAACAGCAAGCAGCUGAACAAUCAGUGAGGGCAUCGUGUCGAAUCAAAAGGUUGGCAUUUCAACAAACUGUAAAUAAGUUUUUGUUCAAUACUUACAAACAGCUAAUUAGCUUUUUACUGAUGGUGAAUUUGGAACUGAGUAGAAAGAGAGACUGGUCCUUGAUUCAAGCUUACCUCUGUGUCCCAUACAAACUUAGUGUGUGUUGUAAAUAGCGUGUAUAGAAAGUAGACAUAGAGGCACCUCUUUAAUGAAGAAUCUGUUGUGGCGGACUUUGUUCAUAGUUUCGAUGUGAGUGAGAAUAACUCAUUCUGACAAGGCUAACUGCAGAUGUAAGAAAAGUUGACUUAGAAUGAACUUUGAUUGUCAUUAGCUCCUCAGAUAAUUUUUCAACCUGGAUUAGAUCCAGUAACUGUUUGCAAAUCUGAAUGAUACAACACCAUUGUCAUUCCAUCUUGUCCUCAAAUUUGCACUGCUUGUUGCCCUUUACGUGAGGAGCAAAUCACUGAACAGUUGAACUUGCAAAUCAUAGUGUGCUUCGCUACAACUGGUGUGAUUUUAAGGUUAAAAAAAAAAAGAAAAAGAAAAAAAAGGCAAAGGCAAAGGCACUCCGACAAGCCAUAUUUUCACAAUUCUGACUGUUUUAACUCUGUUUUUUGAUGAUGAGCUAGUCUCCAUUUUCUUUUGACUUGGACCUUUCAAUGAGGGAAAAGGAAUGACUAGAUCAACCAGCAGCUGCAUGCCAGUAACACUGCAAAGCACCUGAUAACUUCUGGUCACGGUAUCACAGUGGAGUCCACUCUGUAAUCAAGCAUUAAAAAGGAGGUUUUACAGUUGUGUGAACGGUUGAACUUGAACAACUUUUUCAGUAAGAUAGAUAAUAAGAAUAGCAACCUGUCACUGACCCAUUUCUUGCUGGUAGUCUGAUCACACCACAACUGGCGCCGCACCGUACCUGGAGGAGAGGCGUGUUUAAAAGGUCACAGCAGUCAUCGGUUAUCUGAAGUUUCAGGGUUUCAAGCUCAGUACCCUCAACCCCCCUAAUUGUAUAUUCAGACACUGUUGAUCAUCGCGUUCUGCUUCUGUCAGCCGUAGUGGCAACAACCACGAUUUCAGUGGUAAAGAAAAAUUGGAAGAUGAAAUAGGACAGAGGAUUUUAUCUACAUGUGUAUCGCUGUCAAUUAGAUCAUGUAUAUACAAUAGCAAAUCUAUGAUAGUGCUGUGUCCUUUAUGUUUAGUAUGUUGAUUAAAUGAAAAUGUACAUUAAUUGAAAAUGAACUUAAAAAAAGAUGACGACCAGAUGAAUACCCCAGAAGAAAGAUAAAACAUGUUGAUAUGAGCGAUAAGCAAUAAUUUUAUUUCAGUGUCUUUCGCUUUGGCACCAAGGGUUUUGGGCUUGGUCCCCACCAACUCCACAACUCUCCACAGACUGGCUUCAGCAGCACAUUUGUGAGUUGCGACAUUUCUAGUAUGCAACACUCCAAACCAGAGUUCCCAGCCAAUCUGCUGUUAGAGCUGAAUAGUGACUGAGUCAGCUGCCACUGGAAUACUAUUAUUGUGUCUUGCAGAUUAUAGUAAUUGCCUUUGAGCUCAUUUUCAGUUGUUCAUCUAUUUGCUUCUAUGUUUUUCUAUCUUGUUACAGCCAAGUUAAAAUCCCUCUUUUCACACAGCAACACAAAGAAAACCUCCGAGGAUGAUCUAGUCCCAUAUAGCCGCUGAGAAAUACAGUUAGACUGACUUUCAACUUUAUUACUUCAGCAAGAUUCUUCACUGUAUACCUAGAGCAAAACAGUACGUGACAGAACCAACAUAUCCUAUCUUGUAUCUUUAAAAACAAGAAUUGUAAAAUUCAAGGGAAAACAAAGAAAAAAAAAGUCACUCUGCCUUGUCAUGGGUUUGGUCCUACGAAUAAAAUAUAUGCUUGAUGUCUGAAAAUUUUGCUGUUGUCUUUAUUGAUCCAUUCAUCAAUUGCGAGAUUCAAAUGGAUUUCAGAACAUUUACGG
Molecule: messenger RNA, 6516 nt
Organism: Menidia menidia (Atlantic silverside)
Lineage: Eukaryota; Metazoa; Chordata; Actinopteri; Atheriniformes; Atherinopsidae
Source: the annotation of a GenBank genome assembly